Stylonychia lemnae is the source of this 2229-nucleotide messenger RNA. Lineage: Eukaryota; Ciliophora; Spirotrichea; Sporadotrichida; Oxytrichidae. The record is from the annotation of a GenBank genome assembly.
AUGUAAGAAUGCAAGCCAGUUGAUGGAUUCAUGCCUCGAGAUGAAUUUCAAAAGUCAAUUCAACUAGAGUUAUUCAAUUAAAAUAUUCAUAUUGUUUACAAUGAAGUAUUCGCAGUAGCAACAUUAGGAUAAAAACGAUAAGAGUAUACAGUUUAGAACCUUACAACUAGAUACAUCUUUGCAUAGUUUUGGUGUGAAUUUACUAAAGAGGUGCUCACUGAAUUUCUUGAAGAAGAUCUUGCUUACAAAUACAAGGAGGUUUAAUUUUUUAUAAGGAAAGCAACAAAAAUGGUGAAGAAAUCUGAUAUGGGUAUUUACGAGUAGCCUUACAAGAAAAAACCUCACCAAUAAAAUAAUUCUUAGUCAAGAGAAGAGUUGUAAAAUGGUCUUGAAUUCUUCUUUUCUAAUGUCAUGAUGAAAUGCUACUAAGUGCCAGUACUAUUCACUUAAAGUUCUGAAGAAUAAACAAAUAACGACCAAAUAGGAACAUUUGUGGUUAUGUUUUUUGAGAAAAGUGUAAGAAAGAGAACUUAUGCUAAAACAACGACUUAGAAGCAGAGACUAAGGAAAACUUAGGAUUCGCGCAAAAAUUUUGACUCCUCAAAGGGUAGAAUACUUGAAGAUUCAUUGUUCCAUAGAGAGAGUAAAAUGAGAAGGUUUUGCAAUUAUUUUGUGACUCUCUUUCACUAAAAGAAAUUAAAUCCGUUCUCGCAAUUCGUAAAUGGCUAAACUCUGAAAUUGAUAAAGCAGAGGGUAAGAGAUAAGAUGAAUUAGUUUACUGAGGAUGAGCCUUAUGAUUAGGAUGGAGCAGGUGAUUAAUAAACAGUUAGGGAAUCAUAGAAAGAUAUUUUAACUUCGAGUUCAAGAGGAAGGAAGUAAGCUGCAGAGGUGUAAAAGCCUACAGCGACCAUGUAGAAAUAGUCAAUUAUAGAUAAUAAUACUCAAGAAAGUGUAAUCAUAAAUCAAAAUAAUAAAAAAUAGCACAAGAUGAGAAAGCCUUAUAAGAAUAGCAUGAACACCAGUAUGUCAAAUAAGGAUUAAAAUGAUCAUGUAAUGAGUGCAUCUCCAUACUCUAAAGAUAAAGCUUUACCUUAUAAUAAAAAUAGAAAUACAUCAAAUAGGUAAAGUGUAUAAUUAGUUGCAGGUAUGAAUUAGCAAAUUGAUUCACUUGUUCAAGAUAAUCCUCUUUAUCAAGCAAAUAAAAGAAAUUAACUUGUUAAGAGCAGUUUAGCAGGAAUGACUGAAUAAAAAUCUUUAGAAGAGGGCAAUCAUCAAGAAGAAAGGAAAGAAAAAAAAUCUAAAUCAGUUCUGUCAAGAUACCUCGGAUCAAAGCAUGAUAAGUAUUCAAUAGAUUUUGAUGACAUACAACCUGCCAAACUCAAUGGAGUUAUGAAUAAUUUCAAUAGUAAAAAUAAUUCAAGGCAAGGAUUUUAUGACUAUACAGAUGCAGCUUUAAAAGAAGCUAAAAAUCCAAUUUCAAGAAUAGAAUCUUACGAAUCAGAUGAAAUUAAUGAGAUUGAAAAAGAUCCGAAACUUGUAAAAACUUAUGCUGGUAAAAAGGACAAAUCAAGACAGGCUAAGUUCAAGCAACAAGACAGUACUAAAUUCUAAACUGCUCAAUUCGGCUAAGUUACAUUUUCUCCUAAAACAACUAUUUAACCUCCAACGCUAGGAAGUGAAGACGUAUAACCAGUUGAAAUAGGUAAACCAAGGUAUAUGAAAGAAAAUCAUUAAAAAAGUAAUCAACCAGCCAGAAGCAAUAUUUAGAGUAAAGGAGCUUUUGAGAUCGUAUCUGAAAGGUCAGAAAUAGCUAGGAAUCCCAGAGAAUCCAUCAACCAUUAAGUAAACUAAGAAUACUAUAAGUUGCAAGAAAUGAACAAUAAUGCAGACUCUAUGCUAUCCCUUUACAACAAGAUUCCUGACUCAAAAAAUAUACAGUUUUAUAGUUCAGAUGUGAGUUUAGAAUCAAAAAUUCAUGAUAAAAAGUAAACUAAAGCCUCCAAUAUACGAACGAAAAAUAAAACUAACUGGGGUAAUGCUGAAAGAGUAAACAGAGAUAUUAAUCUAAACUCAUCAAGGAGCAAUCCUUACUAAGAUAAUAAUCACCAGCAAAUACAUAAUAUAAAGGGAGGACAUCAUAGAAGAUAAACUAAUGCUUUUCAAGAUACCCCAGGAGUGUAUGGGGAUAAUGAAAGCGAGUACGAAGAUGCCAGUGAAAUUGGCCCAUGA